UGAAACAGAGUCAAUAUAAUUUCUUUAUUACUUUUAUGAAUUUUUCUUGUAGAGAUGAAAUUAAAAAAUAAAAUAAAAUAAAAUAAAAAUAGGAAAAUAAAAUUCUUUCUAUAAGCCACAAUCUUUGAAUUAGGAGUUCGUAAAGCUACAAUCUCUCGCUUACGCCUCGCUCGACAAGAGAGCAAACUUAAUAAAGAAAAUUUUCUUCACAAACUGAAACUUUAUGGAUAAUAGCGACAAUCCAACUACCAUAAUGUGUACAGUGCUAGCCAUUGAUCACUCUAAUCUUUUCUACAGAGCAUGUUCUUUAUGCGAAAGAACACUUCCUGAUACUCCAAAUUCUCAAUGUGGAUUCUGUAACAACUUCAAUCAUUCUUCCUCCAAGCGAUUUUUUCGUCUCCUUGUUGCAAUAGCUGUUGAUACCAAGGUGCUAAAUGUGAUUUGCUUUGAUAGAGCUGCUAGAAUCUUGUUUGGUUGCUCUGCUGAUGAGUUUUUUGACUUUGCCAAGAUUCACCCUUUUGCUUCUGCCAAUGCUGGUAAAGCUCUUGAAGGAGAGAUGUUUAGAAUGACAUUGUCAAAGCCAAAGAAUGGUAAUGCGCAACAUUUGCGAGCAGUGUCAAUUUUGCCUUUGAGGACUGGUUUCCAGCCAGCAAUUGAAACAUUGAAAGAGUUGUAUGGGGUAAGAGCAAGUUCUUGAUUCUUCUUUUCAAUUCCUUCAUGUAACUUGCCAUGGUCUAUCUGUUAUGCUACGAAGCAUAGUUUUCAAGUAAUCUGGCUAGAUGAUUUUGUGGUUUCUGUUCUGUUUCUUCUGUCAAUGGAAGUGGAAAACAAAAAGAGGGUUCUUUUGUUGUUACUAGCUGUGGUUGAUAUAGUUUUGUUUGAUCAAUUAUUCAAGUGCCGCAUUUUGUUUCU
Molecule: messenger RNA, 912 nt
Organism: Ricinus communis (castor bean)
Lineage: Eukaryota; Viridiplantae; Streptophyta; Magnoliopsida; Malpighiales; Euphorbiaceae
Exons: 3
Coding region: 224-697 (157 amino acids)
Source: RefSeq, a predicted model, not a curated record